Naegleria gruberi is the source of this 1833-nucleotide messenger RNA. RefSeq lists its product as uncharacterized. The coding region runs from base 1 to 1833 and encodes 610 amino acids. NCBI's taxonomy places the organism in Eukaryota, Heterolobosea, Eutetramitea, Acrasida, Naegleriidae. The transcript has a single exon. The record is from RefSeq and is a predicted model, not a curated record.
AUGUUCUCAACACAAAAUCAAACUCGCCCAAUUUCUCUCACGAUCGUAAUCAUCAUGAUGAUUUUAUUUUCAUCAUUAUGGUUCGGUAUCGUCCAUGCUUUAACUCUGCAAUUUCUAGAUGCAGAAACCAGAAGGGGAAUACCCAUGGUCAUGGCAACAAGCACCAAUGAAGUGAGCUAUGUGAGUGAUUCGAAUGGUAUAGUGCUAAUUCUCGAGCCAGGUUACGAAAAUCAAAUUAUUUGGUUGAAAGUACAAUGUGAUGGUUAUCAAUUGGUAAAAUCUGAUGAAUUUCAAGGAAUUUCAUUGCUCUAUACGGAUGAUGAAUCUGUAAAGUUAUUGAUGAAGAGAGAGCAGCUUGCAGAGAGAUUGUACAGAUCGACUGGUGAAGGAAUAUUCCGAGAAUCGUUUGUGGCUCAUGUUGAUGUGCCAAAUGUCAACAGAGAAACAAUCAAGGAACGAUUUCUGUUAAAUUCAAAAGUUACUGGUCAAGACAGUGUUAUGAAUGCAAUCUAUAAGGGAAAAUAUUAUUGGUUUUAUGGAGAUACCAAUUCAAUUUCGUAUUAUUUGGGAAAUUUUCAAGCAAGUGGAGGUUUCACACCUGUAGAACAGUUACAAAAGUUUGGAUUAUCAAUCAUUCCAAAUAUUACCUACUUUAGAAAUACAAAUGGAUUUGUUAAAGGAGUGGCUCCAAUGCAAUCUUUGAAUUUACCAACCUGGAUACAUGCACUCUAUGUGGACGAAAGACAGGACGAAAUGUUUGCCACAUUCAUGAAACCGAAUCAAGAAUUGGAAAUCACAAAGAGAGGUUUAUUGAAAUGGAAUGAUGAUAAGGAGAAAUUUGAUUUGAUUUCUGAAAUUGCAUUUGAAAAGUUUUUUUCAUUUCCAAUUGAUGGUUCUCAUGUGGUAGCUCAUAGAAAAGGAGUGAAAUCAUUGGAUGGUUGGAUUUAUUUUGGUCAACCAUUUCCACUCGUAAGGACAAGAAAUUAUCAAGAUUUGAGCUCGUAUCAGUCCUACACACCACUGAAAGCAAAUACUAACUCGUACAAUCUUUCAAAUGUUCAAUUGGAUUUUAAUGAAACAUCAGGUCAACUCAUAUAUGAUUGGAAAUCGACUACUUCUCCUAUUUCAGCCGAACAAAUGAUGAAUUUAGUUUUGAUGGGAAAAAUUAAAAAGGAACAAGCAAAAUUCAUUGAUCUAAUUGAUCAUGAAACUGGUAAGGAAAUAAUCGCUCAUGCAGGAACUGUUAAUUUCAAUCAAUUCAGAAACAAGUACAUUAUGAUUUUGGAACAAUUUGGAGACAAUAGCUCACCAUCCAUUCUCGGUGAGAUUUAUUACAGUGAAGGAGAAACACCACUAGGACCAUUCAAAUAUGCCACAAAAAUAGUUUCACACAAGUUUACAAAGCAUGAUUUCUAUAAUCCCUCACAUCAUGUUGAAUACGAUGAAAUGGGUGGGAAGGUGAUUUAUUUUGAGGGAACCUUUGCAAAUACUUGGACUAAUACUGCACCACUACCAAGAUACAACUACAAUCAACAAAUGUAUCGAUUGGAUAUUGAAAAUGUGAUGCACUCUCAUCCAGUGCCAGUUUACAAGUGUUUAAAUUAUGGAAGAGUGGUCUAUUCUUUGGAUAAUAAUGACGAUUCAGAAUGUCAAAUGAUUUUCCAUGCGAGAGCAUCAAAUUGUGAACUCUGUAUUCCAAUUUACCAAAAUGAAAGAGGUCAACUGACUCUGAAAACUGAAUCACUCCCUAUUUUCUAUUCCUUAAAGAAGGGCAAUCCAAAAAUCCACAAAUCUCUCAACAUUGACAACACUCAAACCUUUGUCUUUCCAUAA